Spirometra erinaceieuropaei is the source of this 1252-nucleotide messenger RNA. The record is from the annotation of a GenBank genome assembly. NCBI's taxonomy places the organism in Eukaryota, Metazoa, Platyhelminthes, Cestoda, Diphyllobothriidea, Diphyllobothriidae.
AUGGUCGAAACAAUCAAAAUCGAAACAACAACAAUACCAAUAACAACAACAACAACAACCAUACUCAUUCUCCUCAUCCUACCUCUUCUUCCCCUACCUCCGUCUAUUCUUCUGCCUAUUCUUCUCCUUCGUCAUCUUCUUCUCCAUCUCCUUCCCGUCGCCCCACUCGUUGUCACCAGACUGGCAGGGUGAGCGCGCUCACUCUGGCAGCCUGGAAUGUUCGUUCCCUUUUAGACAAUCCGAGGAGCAACCGACCGGAGCGGAGGACGGCGCUAGUGGCACGAGAACUGGCGCGCUACAACGUGGACAUCGCCGCACUCAGCGAGACCCGUUUCUCCGAACAAGGCCAACUGGAGGAGGUAGGUGCCGGCUACACCUUCUUCUGGAGCGGUCGACCCAGGGCAGAGCGACGAGACGCGGCCGUCGCCUUCGCCAUUCGGAACGACAUUGUGGGACGACUGCCCUGUUUGCCGCAGGGCAUCAACGAUCGCCUGAUGAGCCUCCGCCUGCCUCUCUGGGGAGGCAAAUUCGCCACCAUCAUCAGCGCCUACGCUCCGACGAUGACCAACCCCGACACCGUCAGAGACAAAUUCUACGAGGACCUGCACGCCCUCUUGGCGACUGUGUCGAAGGCGGACAAGUUGAUUGUCCUUGGCGACUUCAACGCCCGCGUCGGCACAGACCAUACUGCCUGGAGAGGAGUGCUGGAUCCCCACGGUCUCCGCGGCUCAAACGACAAUGGUCUGCUGCUUCUCCGCACCUGCACAGAACACCGCCUUAUCCUGACAAACACGUUCUUCUGUCCGCCGGAGCGAGAGAAGGCCACCUGGAGGCAUCCUCGGUCGCGCCAGUGGCACCUGCUGGACUAUGUCCUCGUCCGGAGGCGAGAUCAGCGGGACGUGCUGGUGACGAAGGCGAUCGCGGGUGCUGACGGGUGGACCGACCAUCGCCUCGUCAUCUCGAAGAUGCGUAUUCGCCUACAGCCUCGCAGGAGACCACAAGGUAAGCGACCCCCAGGUAAGCUGAAUGUUGCCUUGUUGUCUUUGCCCGCUCACCAUCUCCAUUUCAGCAAUGAGCUAGCUCAACGGCUAGACAACCUUCCUAUCGCUGCCGCCGNUCCCCGACUCCAGGGAUGAGGAUCAGGACUACACCUGCCCUCACUGCGACCGUACUUUCACCUCGCACAUCGGCCUGGUCGGUCACUUGCGAAUCCAUCGCACAGAGCCUGGCGAACCAGUGCCUGGAGCACUAA